Molecule: messenger RNA, 1248 nt
Organism: Plectropomus leopardus (leopard coralgrouper)
Lineage: Eukaryota; Metazoa; Chordata; Actinopteri; Perciformes; Serranidae
Gene: ttc32
Product: tetratricopeptide repeat domain 32
Molecular function (GO): protein binding
Source: RefSeq, a predicted model, not a curated record
ACACGACCGACAAACCUGUUCAGCUCAUGGAGGAAGAUAAUUCCCAAAUACUUGAAUAUGCUCACUCUGAGUUUAAAAAGCACAACUUCAAACAGGCAGAAGAUCUGUACACAAAGUUUAUCUCUUCCUGCUUACAGCCCAGGGAAUGUGAAGCUAGUAGUUUGGCCACUGCUUAUAACAACCGCGGACAGAUAAAGUACCUGCGGGUGGAUUUUCAUGAAGCGGUGGAGGACUACACCUCCGCUAUACAGACUGACAGCCGGUUUGAAACACCUUUCUACAACAGAGGACUCAUCCACUACAGACUAGGCUUUUUUGACGAUGCCAAGAGUGACUUCCAGCAAGCAUUAAAGCUCAAUCCAGAUUUUGAAGAUGCCAAAGUGAGCCUGCAACAGACACUUCUGGACCAGCAGCACAAGAUUAACAGGGGAUACUGACAGAGUAAAUAUUUAAUAUAUGCUGAAAUCUGACGCAUGUUUUGCCAUGUGUUGUCAGUUUCAAUUUAUGUACACCUUUCAUAUAACAAAUUUGGUUAUUUAAUCUGACACUCAAUACUUUGAUUAUUUAGAGAUAUCAGCAUGAAGAUACACCUAAAAGUGAAAUGCAAACAGCAUAAAGCAACCAAUGACACAACUAAAAAUCAACCUAUAUCUUCAGAAACAUUUGCAGUUUGAACAAAUGAAAGGAAGUAGACAUCCCAAUGGAUCAGGCGCGACGCUUAUAUGGAUUUUUGUUAAGUGGAGCAUUGAUAAUUCCUUUUCUGCACUGAACUGAGACUAUUCCUGUUGGAAAAAAAACGUAAUGGCCUCAUAAAGGAAAGUAUAUCAUUGUGUAAGUCUGCGAGUGGACGGUGCAGACUAAUCGACCCAGGCAGGCGCAUCAUGUGGAACGAUGAGCUUGAGUUUUACUGUCGAUAGUAAAUGUCAGUGCACCAUCUUGAAGACACUGGGAGGAGGUUUAUUAUAAACAAACUGUAAUCAUGUGUUGGCAUACAGUAAUGAGGAGUGUCUCAGCUGCAAAAGAAAAAUGUGUUUCAUGUCUUAAAUUGGGUAUAGAUAUGUAAAUUUCCAGCAUACCAGCUACAUAAUAAGGUACAAAUGUAACAUAUCUGCAUUUGCCAGACUUUUUUUUUCUGGUCAUUAGGUUGAUUUUAAGGAAAAUUCGUCCUAGAUUCUUUUGACACAAGUUAAAUAAUUAAAAGAAAUAUAUUUAGGUUACCAAACACAAAUGUAUAUAUGUUUGUAAUGA